CUCUGCACCUGAACACCUUUUAAACGAAAUCUAAACCCAUACGUUUUUUAACUGUGUUUGUGUUUUAUAUGUGUCAGAACAUCGUUCUCUCCGGAGGAUCCACGAUGUUCAGAGACUUCGGGCGGCGUGUGCAGAGAGACCUGAAGAGAGUGGUGGACGCCCGACUGAAGUUUAGUGAAGAACUCAGCGGAGGACGAUUAAAGCCAAAGCCAAUGGAGGUGCAGGUCGUCACUCAUCACAUGCAGCGCUACGCCGUCUGGUUCGGAGGAUCAAUGUUGGCGUCCACGCCGGAGUUUUCCCAGGUGUGUCACUCGAAGAAGGACUACGAUGAGAUCGGGCCGAGCAUCUGUCGACACAACCCCGUGUUCGGAAUCAUGUCCUAAUGAACAGUGGCAGCUACAAAUAGCUCGCUUGAUAGCAUGCUACGUUGUGAGCCUGUUGUCCUGUUCUCCUGAUAGCUGCUAGCCACCAACCACUUAGCCAGUAGCCAGUUACAGGUACAUCUCAAUAAAUUAGAUUAUCUUGGAAAAGUUCAUUCUAAUUUCUUGAGGUGCACCUGUAAUAUAUUGUUUAUUUAAUUGUUUUAGCCCGUUAUGCUAAUACACGGUUAGCAGGCUAGCUCAGUCUCAUCCAGCGCAUGGCGGUCUGGAGAAAGCUAAGCACCAAAAUCUGCGAUUUAUUUUAAACGUUUACCAUCAAGAACUUGUUUAUUGUCCAAAAAGCAACCAGGUUCGUUUUUUUUUUUUUAAGGAUUUCUCAAGACCUCAAAAUGAAGAGUAGCUAGCUGUUAGCCUGUUAGCAAUGUAGCAUCGCAGAGAGUGUUUGUUCAACAGCCUGUAUCAUAUACUUCUGCACUCAGAGCGUUUAUAUUUGUAAAGAAAAGCAGAUCAUAUUUAUUAUAAUGUUAAAUCUAUGCACAUUAAACUGAGUCUUUGUCUGAGAGAAUAAAAAGACCCAACAGAUAUUUAGUUUUAUGAAGAUUUCCACACUGUCACACUGAAAUCAUAUUUUUGUGGCCAAGCUGAGUUUUAAUGAAUGUUAAUAAAUCAUCUGUGGUUUGAUACUGAGCUGCUGUCAAUAAAUCCCCUUUAAGACACCGUUAA
Molecule: messenger RNA, 1103 nt
Organism: Notothenia coriiceps (black rockcod)
Lineage: Eukaryota; Metazoa; Chordata; Actinopteri; Perciformes; Nototheniidae
Product: actin related protein 3B
Exons: 3
Coding region: 69-383 (104 amino acids)
Source: RefSeq, a predicted model, not a curated record